Messenger RNA from Pieris macdunnoughi, 1077 nucleotides. The record is from the annotation of a GenBank genome assembly. NCBI's taxonomy places the organism in Eukaryota, Metazoa, Arthropoda, Insecta, Lepidoptera, Pieridae.
AUGCUUAAAACAUUUGAUCAAGCUGAUGAAGAAACUUUCGAAAAUUCUUAUAGAGUUUCAAGAUGUACUUUUUAUGAACUUCACUCCCUGAUUGAACCAUAUAUUCGGAAACAAGACACAAAUUACAGAAAUUCAAUUAGUAGCCGUGAAAGAUUAGCGGUGUGUUUAAAGUAUUUAGCAACCGGCCAGUCAUUUACAACGAUGGGAGAGAAUUUUAGAAUUGGAUUGAAAAGUGUAUCAAGAAUUGUUGAGGAGAUACCUGGAAAUGAAACAGAGUGGAAAGAAAUUGCUGAGGAAUUCGAAACAAAAUGGAAUUUCAGUCACUGUGUUGGAUCAUGUGAUGGGAAGCAUAUCGCUAUAGAAAAACCCCACGAAAGUGGCCCUUUCUUUUACAAUUAUAAGGGAUUCUUCAGUAUUGUACUGUUUGCUGUUGUAAAUGCUAACUACGAAUUCAUGUAUGUACACACAGGCACCAAUGGAUCCGUUGCAGAUGGAGCAAUUUUAAAAUGUACAAAAUUUCAUAAGAAAAUGAUUAACAAUUCUUUAAAUUUGCCAUGUCCAUCUCCACUGCCAGGCACAGACGAAAUUGUACCAUACAUGUUUCUGGGGGAUAGUGCAUUCGCAUUGAAUAAAAAUUUCAUGAAACCAUUUCCUUUUAAAAAUAUUAAUCGGAUGCAAAGGAUUUUUAAAUAUCGAUUAUCGCGAGCCAAGAGAGUGGUUGAAAAUGCCUUUGGCAUACUGAGUUCCCGUUUUAGAGUAUUGCGUAGACCACUUGUUCUAGAUCUGGAGAAUGUGGAUGCUGUGGUGUUGGCAUGUUGCGCUCUGCACAACUUUCUGAGGAAACGAGUACCAACUUACAUAUGUCAUUCUAAUAUUGAUUCAGAAAAUAUAAGACAGGGUACGUUUCGCGAAGGAGAUUGGAUACAAACCUCUGCACCCUUAGUUUCAUUACAGCGUUCUUCAACUAGGCAGCGUAAUGAAGAUGGCAAUAUUGUUCGCAAUAAAUUCAUGGACUAUUUCAAUUCUGUUGGACCAGUUAGUUUCCAAGACCGAAUGAUUGAUGUUGUACCACCAUAA